AUGAUGUUGGCAGUGUGCAGUGUGUGGCUACUGCUGGUCUGUCUGGUGUUGUACAGCAGGCUGAAGGUUGCGGCUGCUGCCCCCACGUGCACCAACGGCCAGGCCGGCUGCCACGUCCUUUCUCUGGCCAACCUGUUUGAUCGGGUCAUCCAACACUCCGCCAGGAUGCACGGCAUCUCCAACGACCUCCACUCCGAGUUUGAGCUUUACUUCCUCCCCAGCAAGAAUCAGAUCGGCCGGGUCAGCCGCAACUGUCACACCUCAACCAUCCUCACCCCAAAUGGCAAAGAGAAUGCUCAGAGGAUGGCGAGAGAGGAGCUGACAGAGGUGAUUCUGAAGCUCCUGGUGGCCUGGAGAGAUCCUCUUUGGCAUUUUCACCAGAGCUUGGCUCACAACCACGAAUUCAGCAACUUCAGCUCCAACAAGUCUCUAGAGAUGAGCGACAUGGUGCACGAGCUACGCAAAGGUGUGCAGAAAGUCAUUGAGAAGAUGAAGAUGUUGGGGAUUAUGGGUAACUCUCUUGGCGGCCUGGGUACCUCCGAGUCCUUGCUGGCUCCUGACAGUGCUGAGUGGCGCCUCAUGAAAGACUAUGACCUCCUGUACUGCUUUCGCAGAGAUUCCAGCAAGAUCCAGAACUACCUGAAGAUCCUGAAGUGUCGCAUCGUUCCCGAACACGGAUGUUAAAGCCAAGCAAUGAUUGAAACUGCGUUCAACCCGUGGAAAUAUGAAUACUGAGGAUGCAAUGGUGGGGAUAGAAAAAGCACAGAUGGGCAGUUUUUCCUCUGUGCUCUGAGUGCAAAGGGGUUGGACGAGAACAGACGCAAGCACGACUUAUUCAUGACUGAGGAGCCUUUGGAAACCAGAAAUGCUGCUUUGCUAGCACUUCAUGUCUGAUGUUAGGAUGGGAUAAUGUCCCU
Molecule: messenger RNA, 917 nt
Organism: Oryzias melastigma (Indian medaka)
Lineage: Eukaryota; Metazoa; Chordata; Actinopteri; Beloniformes; Adrianichthyidae
Gene: prl2
Product: prolactin 2
Exons: 4
Coding region: 1-684 (227 amino acids)
Biological process (GO): positive regulation of receptor signaling pathway via JAK-STAT; response to nutrient levels
Cellular component (GO): extracellular region
Molecular function (GO): hormone activity
Source: RefSeq, a predicted model, not a curated record